CGUCUGAAAGAAUCCGAGGAGUGAGAGAACGAUAAUCCCAACCCAAUUUACUUCUCUUUUUCUCUUUCUUUUCCUAAAAUCUCGCCCUUUUUUUUUAGCUUCCGGCGGCAAACACCAUCGCGGUUGACCAAAUUGCCCUCCAUUUCCUCUUGAAAUCACACCAAACCCUUCCUUACCUUUUCCACUCAGAUUCUCCUCACACCACAGUCAACUCAACCGUCCCCUCUCUCAUUCUCUUCACGCCAUGCUCCCUUGAGUAACCAUCUUCCGCGGCGAAUGGAUUUCGUAGAAGGCGUUGGAGAGAGCUCCUCGCCGCCGCGCGCCUUCAGCGGUUUCGGAAACUACGACGUCCGCAACGACGUCUUCAACCGCCUUCUUGAAACAGGCCACGACCAGGCCGUUUCCAAUCCCGAGUUUCGAGAGCAGUUGGAGGCUCACUUCAAUCGUUUGCCUCCGAGUUAUGGACUUGAUGUGAAUAUCGAUAAAGCUGAAGAUGUUUUGUUGCAUCAAAGGCUUCUUGCUCGGGCAAGGGAUCCUGAUAAGCGUCCUGUUUACCACAUACGCUUCCUCGAGAAUAUUUCAACUAGAACAAAUGGUGAAGAUCAACAAAUUUUAAGUACUCAUUAUAGGACAGGGUCAUCUCAUGCAACAAAUGGGGUAGCUGUACAAUCUGGGAAAAGUACGGUGAGGGAGGUUGCAAAUGAGUUUGAGCCCUGCUCAAAGCUCGAGGACUUAAAUUUGGAUGUUAGAAAUAACUCCAAGGAAACACAGGAAAUAUUUCUCGCUGACAACUUUUUUCAGAGGCAUGAACAUUCAAGUAUCCGAGUUCAUGAAAUAAUAUUUUCUACUGUUGACAAGCCAAAGCUGUUAAGCCAGCUGUCAGCUUUGCUGUCUGAUAUUGGACUUAACAUCCGUGAAGCACAUGUUUUCUCCACAACUGAUGGCUAUUCCCUUGAUGUGUUUGUGGUUGAUGGGUGGCCAGUUGAGGAAACAGAUGAAUUGUAUGAUGCCAUGGAAAAAGCUGUAGCAAGAAGUGAGGGGUCAUGGUCCCGUCCUUCAAAUUCUCAUUCAGCUGUUGAGAAAGCCUUAGCAACAGAGGGAAAAUUGGGAGAUUGGGAAAUAGACAGGAGGUUGCUGAAGUUAGGAGAAAAAAUAGCGUCUGGAUCCUCUGGAGAUUUGUAUCGAGGAGUUUAUCUUGGGGAAGAUGUUGCUGUUAAGGUUCUGAGAUCUGAGCAAUUGAAUGAUGCCUUAGAGGAUGAGUUUGCUCAAGAAGUGGCAAUUCUGAGGCAGGUACAACAUAAAAAUGUUGUUCGUUUCAUUGGUGCAUGUACUAAGUGUCCGAAUUUCUGCAUAGUAACAGAGUAUAUGCCCGGAGGAAGUCUGUAUGAUUACAUGCACAAAAAUCAUAAUGUCUUGGAACUGUCUCAAUUACUAAAGUUUGCAAUUGAUGUCUGCAAGGGUAUGGAGUAUUUGCAUGCAAACAACAUAAUUCACAGAGAUCUGAAGACAGCUAAUUUGCUGAUGGAUACACACAAUGUUGUUAAAGUUGCAGAUUUUGGAGUCGCUCGGUUCCUAAAUGAGGGGGGAGUGAUGACAGCAGAAACUGGAACAUAUAGAUGGAUGGCACCCGAGGUUAUAAAUCAUCAGCCCUAUGAUCAGAAAGCAGAUGUUUUCAGUUUUUCCAUUGUACUGUGGGAAUUAGUGACCGCAAAGGUACCAUAUGACAACAUGACUCCACUACAAGCGGCUUUGGGUGUGAGACAGGGUCUGCGGCCAGAGCUUCCGAACCAUGGGCACCCUAAACUAUUAGAGUUGAUGCAGAGAUGUUGGGAAGCCAUUCCAAUCGACCGUCCAUCCUUUAAUGAGAUAACGGUUAAACUUGAAAAUAUUUUGCAAGAAAUGGAGAAAGAUUCAGAAGCAAAUGGUGCUUGACAUUUUGUACACAAACUAAUAUUCCAGAUCUUUGAGACGGUUGGAUGAAUCUGACCUUUUUUGCUUCCACUGGCUAUUCAUAUAGCUGUGAAGUUUUUCAAGUUCCUCUAUUGCUCCGAGGGAAAAAGGCGAUCACAUACAAAUUGAGAAAAUGUAAAGAGGCAUACUAAUAUUAUAGCUGACUAUACAUAUAUAUUCCAGGCAAAAUCACGUCAAACUUCUCUGAAACUAAAUUAAUUGGAGGAAUGCGUUCCACGUGGCUACAAAGAAAAAUAGUUGACGUAAAAUCGAUGAAGUGUAUAGUGAGAGUAAAGAUGUUGAGCGUUAAUGGGUCGUUUCUUUUUUCCUUUUUUGGGUCAAGGACUGUGCAUUUAUGUUUCGAGCUGUAAAUUAGUUACUGGUAUAAACCUGAGUCCUCCUAUCUAAACUAGUUUAAUGUAAAGUGUUACCUACCCUUCCCUUGUUAUAUUUAUAUUCAUGCUAUUAUUUUUAUUGUUUAGAGGAGGUAAAUUUAAGGAGAUUAAUUAAAACGUCUAGUUAAUUAAUGUUUUGCUGGAAA
This is a messenger RNA of Vigna radiata var. radiata (mung bean), 2491 nucleotides long. Its product is annotated as serine/threonine-protein kinase STY46. NCBI's taxonomy places the organism in Eukaryota, Viridiplantae, Streptophyta, Magnoliopsida, Fabales, Fabaceae. Gene Ontology annotation, biological process: protein phosphorylation. The transcript has 16 exons. Bases 277 to 1932 code for a protein of 551 amino acids. Gene Ontology annotation, molecular function: ATP binding; protein kinase activity. The record is from RefSeq and is a predicted model, not a curated record.